AUGAAAGUCAAGUAUCAGGGAAGUGCUAGAGUGAAACGCGCACAACUGCAACGGCUUCGAAGAACGUUCGAAACCCUUGAAAUGAAAUUGGGGGAAGGUGUGUCUGAGUACUUCCCAAGAGUCAUGUCUACUGCCAACGACAUGAGGAACUGUGGAGAAGACAUGAACGAUGUCAAAAUUGUCGAAAAAAUACUUCGGAGUCUCACAGACAACUUCAACUUUGUGGUAUGUUCCAUCGAAGAGUCCAAGGACAUUGAUGAUCUCACAGCAGAUGAAUUGCAAGCAUCUUUGCUUGUACAUGAAUAA
Molecule: messenger RNA, 306 nt
Organism: Lathyrus oleraceus (garden pea)
Lineage: Eukaryota; Viridiplantae; Streptophyta; Magnoliopsida; Fabales; Fabaceae
Exons: 1
Coding region: 1-306 (101 amino acids)
Source: RefSeq, a predicted model, not a curated record